Messenger RNA from Colletotrichum abscissum, 1509 nucleotides. RefSeq lists its product as uncharacterized. The coding region runs from base 1 to 1509 and encodes 502 amino acids. The transcript has a single exon. Lineage: Eukaryota; Fungi; Ascomycota; Sordariomycetes; Glomerellales; Glomerellaceae. The record is from RefSeq and is a predicted model, not a curated record.
AUGCCGCCCUAUUACCCGGGCGAUUCCGACUUUGACGUACACGAAGUCAUCGCGGUGCGUGAAGAUGAGGGCCAAUUACCUGAAGUGAUCGAGCAGCGUCUGCAACUCCGCGCCCGAUACUCCUCCCCCGGCCUCGUCUGUUUCCGACUUUUCUCAGCACCCAACGGCAUGCCAACCAAUACCACGACUUGGCUACAAAUCCGAGCGAACUGUAUCAAGUCGCUCAAAAAAACGCUCUAUGACAAAACCGGCACCAGCGGCCCAGUUCCACCUUACCUCGAAACUGUCCGCUGGCUCCUCCACGGCAUGCAAUCGGUAGCUUGUCUUCAGUUCCAGCUGCAUAGCGAGGGCAAGAUCGACCUAGUUACGCCAAUCGACUCUGACAACGAAAAUACGCCUAACGGACCUGUUUCGGACACUCGGGCAUCAUUGGUGUCCCUCGCGAAAGCCUCGCGGUUUUCCGUGUACUUUCGGCACGACAUCUUGCAGCGAAAGACGUUCGCGACUUACCAGAGGGCUAUUCUGGGUUUCCCUUCUUUGACGGAAAGGGACAAGCAGGCGUAUGAGUGCAUGGUGGACGUGGGCAGGCUGUACCAUGGCGCUGGCGGCAAGGUGGACAGGCCUCAUGACCAUGAGGAUUCUCCGUCCACAAAGGAACAUCGCAACUCCCCCGGCCCGGCCACGCCUGCAUCGUGCGGUAGCACUCUUGCCUUUGAGGAUGUGCCACCCGAGCGAGGCUCACCCCCGCCGUACGAUGAAUGUUUGAGCGAGGAACAGUCGCCGAAGGCCAUGUCAGACGCCGCAGCCAUCGUGGCCGAAAGCUUCAGACGCGACUACGACUGCAACUACGACCGCGACCCACCGGGGUAUGGCGAUGCUGAUCGGUGGAAUGAUCAGUCGGAUUCCUCUCAGGGCGUCUUCCCUCUGGGAAACGCAGAUAUCCACAUGCAACACCUGAAACGAAAACGUACACGUACCACCGCAUGCGCCGCAACGACGCCUACACGAGACGCCACUCAUCCGAACAAAUCGCAGCGGUUGCCGUCAGCCGACCCCGACAGUCUACUGAUGCGUGUGUUUGAGCAGCAGCAACAGCAGCAACAACAGAUCGAAGAUCUACGACAAACGGUGGAGGAACUGCGGGAACGUAAUGCGGAGCUCGAAGCGCGGUGCGAUGACCUGGAGAAAAAAUGCAGUGAGGUAGAAGAUGGUCAAUUCGAAAGCGUGGAGGCUGUCGGCAAUCUCGACAUUGCGGUGGACGAACUUCAAGCUAGGUGCGACACCCUCGAGAAGCAGAUGCCGGACGUCUGUGAUGAAAUGGCGGAUCUCAGAGAGAAGUUGUUGAAGGACCGUAGAAAGAAAUUGGAAGAGGACAAGCCCGAAUCAGUCAAGGAUAGCGUGAUGAAACAAAUACGCGAGACGGUCGAGGCUGAGUUCAGCCAAGUUGGAUGCAGGGUUCUGAAAGCCUUCCAACCAUCAUGGGUCAACGAAGAGAUCAAAACGAAGUAA